UAUAAAGCACUUGGCUUGUACCUGAACCCCUCCGAUGUACAUCUAUCACUGCUGUCCAGUUCUCUGCUCUUUUCGACACACCAGAAGAAAGCAGGCAGACUGGGAUUAAAAAUUGGCUUCAGACUUAUGGGGACAUUUUUACUGAUUAAAAUAGGAAACGCUCUCUGUGUACACAAAAUGCUAUUACUUUCAGCGGGAUGUUUGUUAAUUUCAUUCCUGCAUAGUUUGACCGAGGCAAACUCAGCGCAUCUACCGAGGAUGAUAUUCACCGACAAAGAGAUUACAAUUAAAAGAGUACCUUUACCUGGACAUGAUGUACCUGUGUGGAUUCUACUGGAAGAUCAGCCUGACAAUGUCACAGUUAUUGGACAAACAACCGUGACCUCAUACAACUUUCAAAACCCUGAGAAGACUCUUCUAGAGAGGAAGGUGUUGUGGAAGCAAUGCAUCAACAGUUCUCCACAAGAAGAUUGCAGCUAUAACAUUACUGUGGUCCACAAGAUGAAGAAGGCCAGCCAGGUGUUUGUGUGUGGAACCAAUGACAGAGAAACAGUAUGCUGCGACAUGAAUUUAUCAGACGACCCCCCCAAGUGCAGUCCCAGAAUGGGGGACAUACAAAACAGCAUAAGUAGGUUUGUCAUAAAGGAAGGAGAACCAUCAGCCCUUAUGGAAUCAGCAGAAAGUGCAGAUCUCUACAUUACACGCUCUGGAUCUCAGUCUCAUGUUGGCAUCCACAAGUUUGGAAAAAACAGGGUUGGACCAUCAGACCAUAAUAAAGAGCAGCACUAUGUGGGUCUGAUAUUCAGCAGACGGACAAACGACUCUUCCCAGGACAAAGUUUAUGCCUUCUAUAAGGAGAGAAACAAUGACCCAGGCUUGUACAGUGGCAUGUGGCUACCUUUUGUGACCCAGGUUUGCAUGGCAGAUAUUGGUGGUCCUAAGAACCAACUGCAGUUUAAGUGGACUUCCCAGAUGUACACGAGGCUCUUCUGCGGAGACACUAAGAGCAAACAGCAUUUUUCUGAACUGGUAGAUGUGGCCACAGUGCAUGCAGACCGAUGGCAGGACACCAGAGUUUAUGCACUCUUCAGAAAUGAAUGGGGAAUGAGUGCUGUGUGCGUCUACAUCAUACAAGAUAUUGACCACGUCUUCACAACCUCCCCGUUGAAAAGUGACGGCACAGACAAAACCAAGAAAAGGCCUAGGACAUGCAUUAAAGACAGCACUUUGACGCCUUCAGAGGCCCUGAGAAUCACUUCGGAGAUGGAGCAGUGGGUCCAACCUAUGAACAACUCUGGUCCACUUCUCUUUAAUCACCACAACUACACUCACAUCUAUGUUGACAGCUCCCAGUACAAGCAGAACUAUCACCACAUAGUUCUGUUUUUGUCUCUAAAUAAUGGAGCAAUUCAUAAGAUGAUGCAAAAUAAAACUCAAGCCUUCAUCAUCACAGAGUACCGACCUUUCAACCAUCAUACUCACAUCCUCAGUAUGACCCUACAUCCCUCCUCGAGGAAGCUCUAUGUGAACUCCAGAAGUGAGCUGGUCCAACUGGAUGUGACAAACUGUGUCCAGUAUGGCCACAGCUGUGAGGACUGUGUCUUAGCCAGUGAUCCUUAUUGCGGUUGGAACGGCACCCACUGCAUCCCUGAGACACAUGGCACGCUGCACAAUGUGGCCACAAGGACCUGUUCCAUCUCCCCGAACCUAGAAGCAUUUAGAUAUCCCACUGAUACAUAUGCAGACAAGGAUGUGGACAGCAUCACACUUCCCUCUGAGUCCAAGUAUUUCCUCCAGUGCCCAAUGUCAUCCCAUCAUGCCCAGUAUACCUGGUAUCACCAUGAAAACUCCAUAUCCUGCAGCUUGAAGGAACACAACUGCCUACUUCUGAUCAACAGCAUGGGUCCUGAGCAGGAGGGAAUUUACAAAUGUGUGUCGGAGGAGAUGGGCUACACAAAAGUCCUGGCAGUGUACCGAUUAGCACUGAGCAACAAGACGGCAAGCCGAUCAUCUAGGCCUCUGGUUUGGGUUUGGCUGCUGGCUGUUCUGAUUAAGCAUUUGUCCUGUUAGCUCCCUAUGAUGUGAAUAUUGUGGUAUGUGUCUCAUGUCUUUACUAGCACAAUAGCACAUAAACAGAAUGUAGGCUUUAACCGGUGAUGAUGCAAUAGCUUGUAUUAAUAAUUCCAUUAUAAACAAUCUCAAUGCAAAGUUACACAGAGCCCCAGACUGUGCCUCUCGUGUAUUAUUGCAUCCAGUACAGUCAGAGUGAAGGAUAGUAGAUCAAGAAAAGACAUCAUUUUGCUUGUUUUGUACAACAGCAGAAAAGGUACUUGCACAUUAUUUAAGACAAUCAAACAAAUUAAAUAAAGGUAAUGAAUAAUGACAAAUGUAUGUGAUAUUAAAACUUUUAAAAUUUGGCUACUAUGUUAUACAAAUUGAGCAAGAAGCAUAAAGCUGAGACUUGAGAAAUCUAAACUACUUUCAAAGAUGUUCAGUGAACUUCAGGAGUUUUGAAAGGUUGCCACCACAGAUUAUUUUUCAGAAAACCGGAUGCUGCAUUGGGCUGUCCAAAACAAUUGCAAUUUCCGAUCUUAUACCACAGCACCUCAGACUCUCUUGGGUUGCAACAGAGUGUUCAGUAUGUCAAGAUCAAAAUAGCUUGGUCAUAGUGGGAGAAUCUGCAGAGGUGUUGUUGAAGGUGCUAGGUUGAGACAUUUGUUCCAGUCCAAUUUUAGUCAGAGUUUAUCUUGGUUGAGAGUCAAUGCGUGUGAAAAUUAGUAUGAAAAACACGGGACAGCAAAAGGCAGCAGCAGCAUGCCACAGUGCCAAAUGUUUGUUUAUAUCAAUUAAACCACUAUGGCAUUCAAGAAAAACAUCCACCUGACCUGUAUUUGUUGCUUUUACUUACUGUAAAUGCCAAUUAAGCAUUUUGUUUUCAAUGUGUUUAAUAGGAUGGCUUGUUUGAACUUAAGAUAAAAUUGGAUAAUGUGAGGCGUGUUUUAUUUUUUUGAAGACUAAUAAAAAUAUAUUUCAUUG
Monopterus albus (swamp eel) is the source of this 3036-nucleotide messenger RNA. RefSeq names its product semaphorin-7A. Bases 127 to 2070 code for a protein of 647 amino acids. Lineage: Eukaryota; Metazoa; Chordata; Actinopteri; Synbranchiformes; Synbranchidae. The transcript is spliced from 14 exons. Gene Ontology annotation, molecular function: semaphorin receptor binding; chemorepellent activity. Gene Ontology annotation, biological process: positive regulation of GTPase activity; positive regulation of cell migration; negative chemotaxis. The record is from RefSeq and is a predicted model, not a curated record. Gene Ontology annotation, cellular component: plasma membrane.